AUGUGGAUUCGCGAUGCGUCGUGGUCCGGCGCCGGCCCCCGCCACCGGGCUUCAUAUUUAUACGCUAAAGCAGGCAGUGCGCAGAGUUCAAACGCGCGACGGGCGCUCGGGACGGUAGUCGAUAGAAGAUUCAAGUUAGUAGACAGACGAGGGCGAGUGCAGUGUGCAGUGCGUGCGUUCGUGAUCGCUGAAAGCUCGCAGCGAAGCCUCCGAAAGGCGUCGAGCGAGCGCCGCUCCGCGUCAGUGCCGGCCCGGCCGUGCCGUAAGCAUCACGCUCGCAACAUCACUAACAGUUUACUACUGGACAGUGACACACGACCAACAACCGUACCCAUACGCGGCCCGCCUUCACUACUGAAGCGGAAUUUCCUUUGCAUCUACAAGUGA
Danaus chrysippus (African queen) is the source of this 387-nucleotide messenger RNA. Lineage: Eukaryota; Metazoa; Arthropoda; Insecta; Lepidoptera; Nymphalidae. The record is from the annotation of a GenBank genome assembly.